ACCAWUUUUAUUAUUUUUAUAGUGUGGCACAAGUACCAGGUCAAUCUAUUCCUCCUGCUGCCACACGUGGGGAAAUAUAGCAUGAAAUCGUUUACUGUAAAUUUAGGGUUUUAUCAGCUGAUGUUACUUUCAAGUAGUUAAAAUAAUAUGGAACACUUGAAUAUCACUCUGCAUUUCAAAAUCCAAAUAUAUUUUGUUUGCUACUCCUGUAGGAUUAAAAUCAUUAGCAAUAACACUGCUAUGAUGUAAGCUAAUUACAAACAGUGCUAACGAUAGCAGACAUGUUGCAUAAAGUAGCUAAGGAAUGAUAAAGCAUUUGAUGUUGAGAUGUUGGUAUAAUGGGGCUCCAAAUGAAAAUCUAAGGCUUCAAAAAGUGUUGGACCRGCCCUGAAACGCAUCACGAAAGGCUUUUUUGAUGUUCUUCAAAAGCACAGGUGUCUAGUCCUGGAGGGCCACUGCCCUGAAACUUUAAGAUGUGCCUCCGCUGCACCACACCUCAAUAGAAAUUAGRUCAUUAGGAAGAMGGAGGAACUUAUCUACACAAKAAGGAGGUAAUUAAGCCAUUUCAUUCCAGUGUUUUAUWCCUCUGGCACAUCUAAAAACUGCAGGACAGUGGCCCUUGAGGACAGGAGUUUGACACCCCUGUCCAAAAGUAUCGACUGAAUAAAGAAGGCACGCCCACAUGUUUCCUUGUAAUGACCGCUAGGUGGCAGCAGACUUUUAGAAGUUGCUGGUUCGCUCCAGCGUUCACAAAAAUCCGAUGAAAUUCACUCAGAAUAUAUAAAAUAAAACUUACUAGAUCAAUACAGUAAUUUCCUGUAACAAAUAUGUGUGUGCGUGUGUGUUUGUGACGAAACGGAACAUUCGCGUAAGUGGAAAUAUUAAAAUAGAGUUGAGAAUAAAAACAUAAAAACAAAAUAAAGUCUAAUUUAGCCUCAUUUUGAGGUAUUACUGCAUUAAAAUCCUCAUAUGACAUGCAGGAGAAGUGAACUCUUACUUAGCAACAACUGGCGUAAAUGAGCGAUUUCAUGCUAAAUGGGAGUCAUCUCCGUUGCAGUCAGGGAGAUUUAAGCGAGGCGCAUUCCUGCACAGCGCUCAGAGCGGAGGGACGAGCAGAGCCGCGGCGAAGCCCACACAACCGCAACGCCUCUCUCCUUAUCUCCGGGACCCGGAGCUCCCCUCACAAACCUCUCGGCUCUCGGUGGAGGUGAAAGGAAGUGCUGGGUGUCGCCCCGAACACACGCCGCGGUUACAUGUGCAGCAGCCUCGGCUGAAGAGGGAGCGGGAGGGGGGUCACGGUUGUGCCUGCGUGUGGCUGCGUGUUCUCGGACCGUGUCGAGCCGCGAUGUCGGAGUUUCUGGUGAGUCUGCUCGGGGAGCGGCUCGUGAACAGCGAGAAAGCCGAGGUGGACGUGCAGUCUCUGGGCGCGAGGCUCUCCCUGGUCGGGCUCUUCUUUGGGUGCAGCCUGAACGCCCCGUGCAAGCAGUUCAACGGCAGCCUGUGCGAGUUUUACAGCCGCUUCAAAAAGGCGUCCGAGCAUAAGGACAAGCUGGAAGUCGUCUUCGUGUCGUCCGACCAGGACCAGAAACACUGGCAGGACUUUUUGCAGGAGAUGCCGUGGCCUGCGUUACCUUUCAAAGACAGACACAAAAAGAUGAAACUGUGGAACAAAUACAAAGUAACCAGCAUCCCUUCGUUGGUGUUCGUGGACGCAGCGACAGGAAAGGUGGUGUGUCGAAACGGUCUGCUGGUGGUGAGGGACGACCCUAAAGGUCUGGAGUUCCCCUGGGGCCCGAAGCCCUUCGCAGAGGUGGUGGCAGGGCCUCUGCUCAGGAACAACAGGCAGACGGCAGACAGCAGCUCUCUGGAGGGACACUAUGUGGGAGUGUAUUUCUCAGCACACUGGUGUCCGCCGUGUCGCAGUCUGACCCGAGUCCUGGUGGAGUCCUACCGAAUCGUCAAAGAGUCCGGUCACAAGUUUGAGAUGGUGUUCGUCAGCGCCGACAGGUCAGAAGAGUCUUUUAAGCAGUAUUUCAGCGAGAUGCCAUGGUUGGCSGUCCCGUACUCGGACGAGGCACGUAGAUCUCGACUCAACAGGCUGUAUGGGAUACAAGGUAUCCCCACGCUGAUCCUGCUGGACGCCGAGGGCCGUGUGAUCACGCGACAGGGCCGCGUGGAAGUGCUGAACGACCCGGAGUGCCGGCUCUUCCCGUGGCACCCGCGGCCCGUGCUGGAGCUGAGCGAGGCCAACGCUGUGCAGCUCCACGAGGGGCCCUGCCUCGUCCUGUUUGUGGAUGCUGAAGAGGAAGGUGAACUGGAGCCAGCCAAGGAGUUGAUUCAGCCAAUAGCAGAGAAGCUCAUGGCCAAGUAUAAAGCCAAGGAGGAAGAGACGCCACUGCUGUUCUUUGUUGCCGGAGAGGACGACAUGAGCGACUCGCUGCGGGACUACACCAACCUCCCCGAGGCGGCGCCCCUGCUCACCAUCCUGGACAUGUCGGCCCGUGCCAAGUACGUCCGUGACGUGGAGGAGAUCACGCCGGCCGUGGUGGAGCAGUUCGUCAACGAGUUCCUGGCUGAAAAGCUCAAACCAGAGCCCAUCUAAAAAGAGAGGCUUCGAGUAGGAAAUGGACAUGCAGAAUGAGACUGUCACUCAACCCAGAUCCGUUYUCACACACACACACUUCGUAUCUCCGUCUCCCCUGCUCUCAUUCACCUCCACUCCUGACUGUUAGAUUAAAACAAAUGUCUCCUUACG
Molecule: messenger RNA, 2755 nt
Organism: Poecilia reticulata (guppy)
Lineage: Eukaryota; Metazoa; Chordata; Actinopteri; Cyprinodontiformes; Poeciliidae
Gene: nxn
Product: nucleoredoxin
Biological process (GO): negative regulation of protein ubiquitination; negative regulation of Wnt signaling pathway
Cellular component (GO): nucleus
Molecular function (GO): thioredoxin-disulfide reductase (NADPH) activity
Source: RefSeq, a predicted model, not a curated record